UGCAAAACCCUAAACCCUGCAGCAUGAGCUUUAUAAUCCAUUGUUGCGCCCCUUUUGUUCAUCAUUUCAAGCUUCAACCUCAGGCUCGAGCCGAAGGCAGAGAAAGUAGUAUGAAGAUGAGAAAUCCAAAAGUUUUCUUUGAUAUUGUAAUUGGAAGGAUGAAAGCUGGGCGAGUAGUGAUGGAGUUGUCUGCUGAUGUCACCCCAAAAACAGCCGAAAACUUCAGAGCUCUCUGCACCGGGGAAAAGGGGAUUGGGAGAGCUGGGAAACCCGUACACUUCAAAGGAUCCACAUUUCAUCGUAUUAUUCCGGGAUUCAUGUGUCAGGGUGGAGAUUUUACCAGGGGGAAUGGGACUGGGGGAGAGUCCAUUUAUGGUUCCAAAUUUGAAGAUGAAAACUUCCAGUUGAAGCAUACUGGCCCAGGCAUUCUUUCCAUGGCUAAUGCUGGGCCCCAUACAAAUGGUUCUCAGUUCUUCAUAUGCACUGCAAUUACACCGUGGCUUGAUGGAAAACAUGUAGUGUUUGGAAAAGUUGUAGAUGGUUUCAAUGUAGUGAAGAAGAUGGAGCAAGUGGGUUCGGGAAGUGGUCAGACGUCGGAAAUUGUGGUAAUAGAAGAUUGUGGGCAGAUAGCAGAUAACUAAAGCAAAGAUCUAUGUAAUCUUUGGUGCAAGGAUGUGUCAUGAGAUGUUAAAUUCAUAUAUGUUACUGUUCAGUGUGAAUGACUUCUUAAGAGAGUAUAAUAAAU
Abrus precatorius (Indian licorice) is the source of this 745-nucleotide messenger RNA. RefSeq names its product peptidyl-prolyl cis-trans isomerase CYP19-3-like. Gene Ontology annotation, biological process: protein folding; protein peptidyl-prolyl isomerization. The transcript is spliced from 2 exons. The record is from RefSeq and is a predicted model, not a curated record. Bases 24 to 641 code for a protein of 205 amino acids. NCBI's taxonomy places the organism in Eukaryota, Viridiplantae, Streptophyta, Magnoliopsida, Fabales, Fabaceae. Gene Ontology annotation, molecular function: peptidyl-prolyl cis-trans isomerase activity.